AUGGCAGCCCAGCUAAGCCCAGAUGAGAAGCUGCACCUCAUCACCAGGAACCUGCAGGAGGUGCUCGGGGAAGAUAAGCUGAAGCAGCUCCUUCAGGAGAGAGAGUUGAAGCUGUACUGGGGAACCGCCACCACUGGCAAGCCUCAUGUAGCUUACUUUGUUCCCAUGUCUAAGAUAGCGGACUUCCUCAAAGCUGGAUGUGAGGUCACCAUUUUGUUUGCGGACUUACACGCCUUCCUCGACAAUAUGAAGGCUCCUUGGGAGCUCCUGGAGCUCCGGGUGAAGUACUAUGAAGAGAUCAUCAAGGCUAUGUUGGAGAGCAUCGGCGUACCAUUGGAUAAACUCAAGUUUGUCAAAGGAACAGACUACCAGCUCAGUAGAGAGUACACUCUCGAUGUGUACCGACUAUCUUCCAUGGUGACCGAGCAUGAUGCCAAAAAGGCUGGCGCCGAGGUGGUCAAGCAGGUGGAGCAUGCUCUGCUGAGUGGUCUACUGUAUCCAGGACUGCAGGCGCUUGAUGAGGAGUACCUAAAGGUGGAUGCCCAGUUUGGAGGAGUGGACCAAAGAAAGAUCUUCACCUUUGCCGAGAAGUACCUCCCACCAUUGGGCUUUGCCAAGCGCAUCCAUCUGAUGAACCCAAUGGUACCAGGACUGACUGGUGCCAAAAUGAGCUCCUCAGAGGAAGAUUCUAAGGUGGACCUGCUAGACUCUAAGGAAGACUUGAAGAAGAAGCUAAAAAAGGUCUUCUGUGAGCCAGGAAACAUUCAGAACAAUGGGGUUCUCUCCUUUGUCAAAUUUGUGCUCUUCCCUCUUCGUGGAGUGUUCUCUAUCAAAAGAGACGCAAAGUUUGGUGGAGACAAAGUCUACGCUGCGUAUGAAGAAGUGGAGAAGGACUUUGUAGAGGAGCUCAUUCACCCUGGAGACCUGAAGGCCUCUGUGGAGGCGGCCCUCAAUGAGCUGCUGGACCCCAUCCGCAAAAAGUUUCAGUCGGAGGAACUACGCAAACUGACCAAUGCUGCUUACCCAACGACAAAGACGAAAGGAGCAGGCAAGGGUGCAAAAGCAGCAGGAGAUGAUGAAGAGUUAGUGCCAUCUAAACUGGACAUCCGGGUGGGAAAGAUUGUCAAUGUGGAGAAGCAUCCAGACGCUGACUCGCUGUACCUGGAGAAGAUUGACAUUGGGGAGGCAGAGCCCAGGACCGUGGUUAGCGGGCUGGUAGCCUACAUCUCCCAGGAGGACCUGCAAGACCGAAUGGUGCUGGUGUUGUGCAAUCUCAAACCCCAGAAGAUGCGUGGCAUCGAGUCACAAGCCAUGCUGCUCUGUGCUUCUAUUGAAGGUGAUCCCAGGAGAGUGGAGCCACUUGACCCUCCUGAGGGUUCAUCACCAGGCGACCGGGUCUUUGUGGAAGGUCACGAGGCAGGCAAACCAGACGAAAAACUUAACCCGAAGAAGAAAGUGUGGGAGAAACUACAAGUUGACCUGAAGAUCUCAGAGGAGUGCACAGCUCAGUGGAAAGACAACCUGCUGAUGACCAAACUAGGACAGAUUACGUGUAAGAGUCUCAAGGGAGGCAAUAUCAGUUAG
This is a messenger RNA of Nerophis lumbriciformis (worm pipefish), 1584 nucleotides long. The record is from RefSeq and is a predicted model, not a curated record. NCBI's taxonomy places the organism in Eukaryota, Metazoa, Chordata, Actinopteri, Syngnathiformes, Syngnathidae.